UUGACAAUAUUGCAGACUACAUGGGUCCGUUUUAAAAAGAUUCAAACGAGGUGAACUAAACUUUGAAAUGUGUCUUGUCUAAUAAUUACUUUUCUUGUGUCUCUCUUCUGCCUCCUACCGGAUGCCUGAGCUGUGUGGAGGAUUUUGCCACGUUGCUGUGGACAACAGCUAAAGCCUCUCUCACAGACCAGGAGAGGAUGUAGUCCGCCUAGGAGCCCCGGUGGAGCACACAUGCGGACUCGGCGCUGUCACUUUUAACAGAUCUCUGUGAGGCAGAGAUCCUUCAGACGUAAAGAUGUUGACAGACAGGAUUUUGGAAGAGGAGUUUGAGAAGAAAGGGGAUUCCUGGUACAGCCAGCAGGACCUUGAAGACGAUCUCCAUCUGGCUGCAGAGCUGGGCAAAACUCUUCUGGACCGGAACCAUGACCUGGAGCAAGCCCUGCAGCAGAUGUAUUCUACCAACCAGGAGCAGCUGCAAGAGAUCGAGUACCUGACCAAACAGGUGGAGCUGCUGCGUCAGAUGAACGACCAACAUGCCAAACUGUAUGAGCAGCUGGACAUGGCCGCCAGGGAUGUGGAGCAAAGCAACCAAAGGCUGGUGCAGGACAACCGCCUGGCCCAAACCAAGAUCAACAGUUUAACAGAAACUAUUGAAGUCCUUCAGACCCUCAUAGAAGACCUGCAGGCCCAGAUGGACGAGCUAAAAGCGGCUCAGGCUGAGCGAAACAAGAGAGAGCUGGCAGAGCAGCGGCGUGGCUUCGGAGCGCAGAGUGUGUCCUGUCUCAAGGAGUUGUAUGACCUCCAGCAGGACAGGUAUCUGAGUCCAAGCGAUGGACUCUGGUCACCUCAGAGCUUCCUCUGUGACAGAGACAGAUGCCCAGACCCAGAAGAGGAGAACCAUGCUCUCCAGCGCUCUGUCCAAACCCUUCAGAGACAAAUCGCCACAGAGCGAAGCCGAAGGGAGGCUGCGGAGCGAGAGAUCGAGUUCACAUGCAGGGAGAACAGAGGCCUGGAGCAGCGGCUGACCCAGCUGGAAGGUUGCUGGGCCCGGCAGACAGAGCUGGAGGAAGAGGUGGAGCAGCUGCGGCUUCUGUGGCGUGCCAGCAGGGUUAGAAGACCGAGCCAGCUGCUGUUGCCUGAAACUAUGUUUUUUGCCUCGGAAGAAAAGCAAAGUGAAGCAGAAGAGACAUCCGCGAAGGAAGAGGAGCAGGCGAGGCAAAGCCGACAGAGGCGCCACAGCGACAGUGUCUUGAAGGCCACAACCACGGAGGAGCUUCGCCGCGGCCAUGAGCAGCUGUGCAUCAGGCGGACAGAGGCAGUGAAACAGAGAGGAAUCUCUCUGCUCAACGAGGUGGACGCACAGUACAGCGCCCUCCAGGUAAAAUACGAGGAGCUGCUGAAACGCUACCACCAAGCAACAGACAGACUGACCCACAAAGGUGUCCAGACUGCCAGCGGUUCCUUGGCUAGCGCCUGCCUGCGCCGCCGCCCCCUCUCUGGGUUGGAUGAUCCAAAGGUUCUUCAUGAAGACGGCCAGCAGCCGGAGUACAAAGUUCUGUUCAAGGAGAUCUUCACCCGCAUCCAAAAGACGAAAGAGGACAUCAGCGAGAACAGGCACUCGGCACGCAACCACGACGCUGCGGAAUGAAUUUCCUGCGUUCGUCUUCCUCGGAUUUGCUCCGAAUUUCUGACCAGGAGGUGGACUGAGGCUGCUUUUCUGUAAAACUUUACAGAGGGUGCACAAGCUAGAUGUUUUACACUUUUCUUAGUUUGCACAGUUCGUUUUAUUUCAUCCUGAUGGAGAAAAUAGGAAAUGGGUUUAAUGCAACGGCUGUGUUUGAUACAGAACUGAAAACAAAUAUGGCAGGUUAUAAUAAAGAAAUUACGUACAUGGAGGUAUAUAAAGCUACAUUACAGUCCGGAAGUAUUGUUUGUUUUUUUGUGCCGUAUUUAUGUAACGUUAACUCACUUAAUAUUGUUGGUGUUUGGAACAGAAAGGCAUGUGUUACGGUUUAGGUGGAUUCGUUGUGUAAGCAGUUAUGUUGCAUAAGGAUGGAAAACAGCAGAAAUGUAAUCAGUGGCUUAUAGAAGGUGAAAUACUGGCUGGUUUUAUGGACCUUGAAGAUUGCUUUCUUGGUUGUUGGUGCAUUAUGUUUUAUUUAUACCAGUGGCAACAUUUUUGCUUAACCACAGGGCACAUUUUUUCUUCUUUUUUUUGUUAACAAUUCAUCACUUUUAUUUAUUUAUCACCAGAAGAUUUAUUUUCUUUGUAGGAAACUUUCCAGAGGAGUCUGAUGAGUUGAGGAGAAUUAAAACUCAGCGUAGCUGCACUGUGUUGAGAAAUUGUGCUUCAGGUAUGUUAUUUAAAAAAAAAAAGCUGUUUUUUUUUUUCUUCUUCUAAUCUUUAAGACAAUUUGAACAAAAAUAACUGGAAGAGUUAUAUUGGUUCAGGACCUCAGCUGUUACAGCCUGAAAUCAAAAUGAUUGUCAUGUUAAUGUUUUUAUCCUCACCUUGUAUAUGUAUUAAGAAAGGAAAAAAAAUCACAAAUUAAACUAUUCUGCAAUUUGCA
Messenger RNA from Fundulus heteroclitus (mummichog), 2570 nucleotides. RefSeq names its product cerebellar degeneration-related protein 2a (gene cdr2a). NCBI's taxonomy places the organism in Eukaryota, Metazoa, Chordata, Actinopteri, Cyprinodontiformes, Fundulidae. The transcript is spliced from 7 exons. The record is from RefSeq and is a predicted model, not a curated record. Bases 296 to 1648 code for a protein of 450 amino acids.